GUCCGCGCCGCCGCGCACGCAAACCCUCGCUGCCCGUUCCUGCUCCACCUAUAUUCAGCCUGAUCACGACCAAGCUGGAUAGCCGGCGCACGAGUCUCUAGUCUUCCGUCGUCCGUCCCGAUCUGCAGACUGGCCGCGGAUGGCGACGCGCGGCUGCAGGAAGAAGACGAGGGGCAUGAAGAGGAGCCCCGUGUCCGACCUCUCGGACGAUCUCCUCGUCGAGAUCAUCUCGCGCGUGCCCUACCAGUCCACCUGCUGCUGCAAGUGCGUCUCCAGGCGGUGGCGCGACCUACUCUCCCAUCCCGACCACCGCAAGAAGCUGCCCCGGUCGACCCUCGCCGGCAUCUUCUACCAAACCUUCGGAGGCAGUGGGCGCCUUCCCCCAGCUAGGUUUUGUGGCUACCGGAGCGUAUCAGGGAACUUCUACUCUAGCAUGGACCCCUCCCUCUCGUUCCUGCCCAAACGCAGGAGAGUUCAGUUUUACCUCUUGGACUGCUGCAAUGGCCUCCUCCUCUCCCGCAACUGGGAUCAGCCUUAUGGUGUCAAGAACUUUGAAUAUGUGGUGUGUAAUCCCGCCACUGAAAAGUGGGUCGUUGUGCCUGCCAGCGGAUGGUCCUGCAAGGUGCGGAUCACUCGCCUAGGGUUCGAUCCGACUGUCUCCUCUCACUUCCAUGUGUUCGAAUUUGCAGCAUCUGCUAUCCCUAAUGCUUAUAGGCAGAAUGAUGUACACGCAUCAAAGCAGUGGGAAUCUACUCAUCCAAAGCUAGAGUUUGGACACAUCAAGUUGUUUGGGACAGCCCAAUUUCGAUAACCGACUAUUCGAAAAGCGUAUUUUUCAACAGGAUGGUGCAUUUAUCUUCUCGAUCAUGUCAUAAUUCGGUUGUAGCAGUUGGUGUGGAUGGAACUCGUGGGUUUAUUCGUGUGCCUACUCCAUGCGGUGGUAAUGAUCUUUAUUUAUCUCAAGGACAAUUGUGUUUGGCACAUAAGGAUGCUUCUGAACUGUCAGUUUGGGCUCUUGAAGAUUAUAGUAGUGAAAACUGGACCUUGAAGUACAAGGUUAGCCACUUACAACUGCUCGGAUUAAUGUGUUCAAUGUUUCUGGGCUAUGUUUUUCCAAAAUUUCGAGAAGGGGAUUACCCCGGGCUCUGCAUCCCAGGAUGCACACAGCCAAUGUUUCUGGGUUAUUACAGGGUUAUCUCGAUCCACCCAGAACAUAGUUUGAUAUUUUUUGUGUGUCAGAAAUUGCACAAGCAGGGCGAACGAUCACUGACGAAACUAAUGUCGUAUGACAUGGAUUCCAGGGAGCUGCAUUUUAUAUGUGAACUUGGACGGGGCUGCAGGACUCCUUAUCUUUCAUAUGUUCCUUUGUUCUCAGAGUCAUUGGCAGAUGGGCACUAGAAGUCUCAAUUACAUAGUGCAGCUUCACAAUUGUGUAUCUCUUUCGA
This is a messenger RNA of Triticum aestivum (bread wheat), 1445 nucleotides long. Its product is annotated as putative F-box protein At5g52610. The transcript has a single exon. The record is from RefSeq and is a predicted model, not a curated record. Gene Ontology annotation, molecular function: protein binding. Lineage: Eukaryota; Viridiplantae; Streptophyta; Magnoliopsida; Poales; Poaceae. The coding region runs from base 140 to 811 and encodes 223 amino acids.